CAAUAAAUUGGUCAACUAAAGAAGAUCACAUCCUUAAGUCCAUAUAGGCUUGAAAGGCUACAUAAUCUUGCCCAUUUUUUUGGCAAGAAUGGAAAAAGUCCAAAUUUUUCACAAUGGAGAGCAAGUCUGGAGCGUAGGGCAUAUUGAUGGAAAUACAUUUUUUGGUCCAUUUCGAGGCGAUGCAAAGAAAAUGGUUGCUAGAAUUCUAUAUUCUCAAGAGCUCAGUCAGCAGUCCCAGACGAGCAAAAGCACAAUUGAUAUCAGCUUAGAAACAGACGAACAAAUAUGGCUGUCCAUAGUUCCUGGUGCGUUAUGUAAGUGGGACCCAACCAUGGAGAUGAUUAGAGGGCCCGACGAUGAAAUAUAUCUUAGGACCACUCGGGAUAUUUUACCGAGAGAAGAACUUAGAGCCUGGUUCAGUCCAUCGCUCCAAAGGGAGCUUGGGAUAUCAAAGCAUGAUAUGGAUGGCAAAGAAAAAGGAAACGGGCAUCACUGCACCAACUGUGAAAUGAUCAGCCACAGGAGCAAUGCGCAUGACCUGUACAAGUAUGACCACAAAGUUAAGUCAGACAGCCAUCAUAAGAGAUUUCAACAMCUCUCAUCUCAAGCAUCCCAGGACUCUCCUAGCAUUGAUAAAUCCUACAGAAGCCCAUCUCAGAUGAAAUUUCUUGGCAUAGAUUCCUGCAUUGAUCAUAGUGAAUUACAAUCAGCGUUUCGACGSUUUUCACACAAGAAGUUCCCUCCGUUUGAACAUCCUAGGCUCGCAAGCCUCAUCUCUUCAUUUUCCCAUCCAAGACAGCUCAAAGAUGCUAGCUCUGAAUCUCUCGCAGACUAUCACAAAAAAGAAUUCCGAAAAAAAUUUCAAGGGAACGAGCACUACCUCAGAAAACAUCUUUACCGGGAAGGACUGGAAAAAUGCUCAUUGGUUCGCUUUUCUGAAGAAGAGCAACACUACAUAACGACUGUGUCAAUCCAAAGACCAGCGGUUAAGUUCGAAAAAUACGAGACGAGUUGCUUUGACAACAGUUCCUUGGACAACGGUGACUUCAGCAAGGGUCAUCUUUUUUAUCGAGGCAAUAAUUCUCGUUGUGAUGAGAAUUUGUCAGUGAAUCGCUCUGAGAAAUGUAAGAUUUGGAAUCCUUUUAGUUCCUUUUCUGAAGAUACAAAGGCGAAACCUCAAAUUUCUAGCGAGGACAAACUAGAUGAGAAUUUGCCAGAAACGGAAUGUGCUAAUUUGAUCACUGAGGAGAAUGGUCUCGAACGAGGAGGUAUUCAAAUUCCCGAUGUUUUCCAUGAUAAACAAGAAAGCAAAACAUUUAUUUCUAAAGAUGAAGCAGUUAAGUACCAAGAUAGAAAUUCUGACGAAUAUAAUGAGGAGGCGCAUAUUUCCAUUGAACAUAAAACUGACAAAGAACUUCAUAGUGAUGACCUUGGCUCACAUUGCAAGCAAGAACGCAAAAGAAUGGCUAAUGACGACGAUAACAGUACAUCUCAACCACAUUCGUCACUGAUGCCUCGCUACUACUACACAAGGCCUUGGCUAUUCCCAAACACAAUGCUAUCYUCYCUAUCCAUGAAAGACAUGACCAACAGAGCAGCCACCAUCGCCUCGAUCUCGCGAUACCAAAACCUCCAGCCUCUCGCUCUGCCUUACGGGAUACCACUAGGUGGUCCACAAGCUCGACCACGUGUUACUCAAGGUUUCACAUGUGACUUUUGUGGGAAGGUAUAUUGCAGGAAAUACGUCUUGAAAAUCCACAUGCGCACGCAUACUGGGUUUAAACCGCUGAAGUGUAAGUUUUGUGACAAGUCGUUCAGUGAUCCAAGCAAUAUGAAAAAACAUGUGAAGCUGCACGAGACUGAGAACACAGUUCACAAAUGUAAACACUGUGGAAGGAAYUUUGUCAGAUACCGGGGAUUACUGAAUCAUAUCAAAUCGAAACAUACGGAGCCUUUAAACAUGGGGAUUCUAAUGUAAUUUGCUUGCCUUUGAAAAAAAACAYACAGCAAMAACAAAUAACUUAUCCAUUGGGGAUAUAAAGAACACUAUUAUAACAAUUUCUUGAAGAAGUAUAACCUAAUGAUGGUAGACAAAGGGAAAUGUUAAGGUCAGCUUCUUUUUAAAACACUCAUUAUGCAUGCGUUUUUAUAGAUGUCAAAGAAUCACGUUUGGGAACAUAUUCAGUGGUCCAUMUUAUAUUUGGCAAACUUACAUUCUUUAGAAUCAGUUUUUUGGAAUAGUUUUUAUCGUUUGACGUUCGUAAAAAUUCGUCGUCGAUGGACGAAACAGCGAGAUAGACUUGAAGCAGGUCUCUAGCAUCUUAAUGAACAUUGUAUAGAAAGACGAGGUCUGAAUCAAUCCAGUGUUUGUACAGAAGUAUUAUCAGAUGUAUAAGAUACAUUUAACAUAUUGGUGAAUUAGAUUCACGUAAUUUAAUUAUACAUUGUCAAGUUAUUGAUUUAUAAAGAGGACUUCACUUCAUCUUAAGGUUCUGUAACGAGCAGCAAAAUCGUCCAACAUGUCUCGCAACACUGCUGCAAAACAAGUUGCAAAGUGAUGCAGAGCCUUUUACUACUUKUGAACCAAAUUGUCGCGCAUCAAAAUGAUUUGCUGCAARUUUGACCAAUCCUUAUUU
Molecule: messenger RNA, 2636 nt
Organism: Exaiptasia diaphana
Lineage: Eukaryota; Metazoa; Cnidaria; Anthozoa; Actiniaria; Aiptasiidae
Exons: 4
Coding region: 89-1978 (629 amino acids)
Cellular component (GO): nucleus
Source: RefSeq, a predicted model, not a curated record